AUUCAAUUUUUUUUAUGGACAUGUGAACUUUCAAUAGAGCCUACAGCUUGUCAUGCUGAUAAGGAGAUGCAAGGCUUUGUGCAUGCUUGUGAGCAACUAUUUCUGAACACAGGGCAAGGUGCUGCUGGACAAGCCUAUCGAACAUAUCUUCCUUCCUUUGAGCCUGAUGUGAAGGAAAAGCAUGUCAGCGAGUAUCCUCGUGCUCAUCACGCUCGAAAGUAUAAUUUGAAUGCUGCGGUUGCAAUCGUGCCAAGGAGCACCGGUGCUGGUUGUAGCUAUAUAUUAGAGUUCUUUCUCCCUGUCCUCAUGACAGAUAUUUUAGAGCAGCAAGAUCUGGUUACAAACCUGAAGCUUAAACUAUGGGAAACUUGUAAGAGCUUGAGAAUGUUUUCAGAAGCAGAAUUAGUCGGGGAACAAGGUUCUAAAGUUAGUAAAAAGAAUGCUAAAAUGAAACCUGCUCCAAAUGCUGAUGGUAAUAUGUUCACCGUAUGUGCUAAUAAUAAAAGAGGAAAGGUAUCUAAAGUGUGGAAUUGGUUCGAAAAGGUUAAAGAAAAGAAUGGUGUAGUAUGGACCAUAUGUAAAGGAUAUCAAAAGAAGCAUCCAGGGGAAAGCAAGAAGGGAACUUCAAAUCUGCACAAGCACUUAAAAUGGUGCGGUAUGGGCCAUAUGUAAAGGAUGCAAAAACAAGUAUACAGGGGAUAGCUAGAAGGGAACUUCAAAUCCACCCAAACACUUAAAAAAUUGUUCAAAAAAUAGACGGGGAUGUUCAAAAACAAAUAUGUUUGUUCAAUGGCGAAGAGAAUGAAGUUAUCUAGCAUCACCUUCUAAGGACGCGAGUUGUCUGACAUCACAUGAUCCAGAUUCUGAUGAUAAGUUCCGGGGAUUCCGUGAGUGGCAUAAGCAGAAAGAUGAUGGCGAUGUGGUUGAUUCACAAAAACUUGAUCUUAAUUGGUAUUUAGGAGAGCCUUUGGAAAACCUGGAUAAGGUUUCAGAUGUAUUAGCUUGGUGGCGAGUCAGUUCUCCAAGAUUUUCUACACUUAGUAAAAUGGCGCGUGAUUUCUUAGCGAUUCCAAUAUCAGCUACUGUAUCGAAGUCUUCUUUCAGCGGUGCAGUUGCAUUCAAUGGUUUCAGGCCAGAGAUCAUAUAGAGGCUUUAAUAUGCGGACAGGACUGGUUGGAAAGCCCUGAAAACAAUGAGUUCUUCACUGUCUACAGACAGGAGCAAGGAAGGGAUUUGUGGUUCUUCUCUGGUCUCCUUAAAUGUGAGAUCUGACUCACUUGUGAAGCAAAUGUUUAAAUAUCUGGUUGGUCCGUUUACAGUGAGCAAACCUAUGAAUCCAGAGGAUUUGAUGUUAAUCCAAUAUGUGCUGAAUGGGAGAUCAGAAUUUCUUCUCAGAGUUCUUGUUUGCUUAGCUGAAUGAUUUUAAGUUCUAUACUUGUUUCUGCUAGUGAGAUUGUUGUUCAAUGCAAUAAUUAUUAUUUAACUCGGCGAGAAUUAUGCUCCAUGAGACCAUAGAUCUGGCUUGAUGAUAACGUCCUUUCUACA
This is a messenger RNA of Populus nigra (black poplar), 1545 nucleotides long. Its product is annotated as protein NLP8-like. The annotation marks the transcript as partial. The record is from RefSeq and is a predicted model, not a curated record. Lineage: Eukaryota; Viridiplantae; Streptophyta; Magnoliopsida; Malpighiales; Salicaceae. The transcript is spliced from 2 exons. Gene Ontology annotation, molecular function: DNA-binding transcription factor activity.